This is a messenger RNA of Oppiella nova, 732 nucleotides long. The record is from the annotation of a GenBank genome assembly. Lineage: Eukaryota; Metazoa; Arthropoda; Arachnida; Sarcoptiformes; Oppiidae.
AUGGACAGGGAGGAGAAGCAGUUGGAGGCAGUGGUGGACGCACUGAUCCAUCGGGUGUCUGACCUGAAGAACUCGUUGCAGACAUUCAUCAUGAGGUUGGAGAACGACUACGAGUCCAUAUCGUGGACGCAAUUCAUCGACUCUUAUGUCGUGUUUUCGGCGCAAAUCCAUAAUCUGAUGAAAAUCGUGAAGAACGACAAAACGCCUCCUCUUCGCAGUCGAGUCCUCUUCCCUCUACUCUUGAGUCCAGACAUCGACGAAGAGCUGAUGAAACUGACGGAAGGGAGGGUCCAGUCAUUCAAUCACGAUAUGGUUCCCGACUAUCUUCGCACGAAACCAGAGCUCGAGAUCGAGUCGAAAGAGUCAGCGAUUGUGUCGAAGGCCUGUAAUCUGAGCGCAGAUCAGAGUCAGAAGCAGAUGACGUCCGCCAAUAAGAUCGUCAAUAAUAUGACGGAAUUGGUUAAGAAUUGUCGCGAAGAAUGGGAGACAGAAACCAAUCGCCAGAACCAGACCCAGACGUCACUCAUGUCCGACACGACGACACUCAUCGCUGCCAUCACUUUCGGCAAAGGACUCAAAGCUAUGACCACUUCGAUGAAGGCAUCGCAACCACCGGUGCUGUCGUCCGUCGCGCCCACACCCGGGCCUCAGAGGGCGGGCGCCGGGAAAGCGCCGGCGACUAUCAAGACUAACAUCAAAGCCGCCGCUAAUAUACACCCUUACGGACGAUAA